AAAGAAAAAUUUUGGUAAGGCUUUGAUAAUGAGAAAGUUGUUUCCAAAAUUUAUUCUGGUCUGGGGCCAACGAAACAAGUAGCACCCAAACAAUAUCCAUUUGCUAACCCAAAUGUACGAGAUACUACUUUUUCUUUCAUUAACCCAUUCUAAAUUAAAGACCAACAGAAUCGUUUCCUGCUAUAGAAGUCUACCGAAACCCACAUGUUAGAUCACCAACCUAGCAGCCACAUCAACAGCCACUCAAUAAUUGAAAACGCCAGUUACAGAUGUCUUUAUAAACCUCGCCCUGCACAAGUGCAAUCAAUCAAAGCAGCAUCGACCACAGAGCAUCCAUCACCUUCACAAGCAAAGAUGGAGAAGUUCUGCAUGUUACUAAUGGUUGUUGUCAUUACAGCAUCCGUCAGUAAUGCCCAAGAUACAUCCUGUCUGAACCAGCUCGCCUCAUGUCUCCAGUUCCUCAAUUCUACAGGCACCCCUUCCAGCAGCUGCUGUGACCCGCUGAAAACAGUUAUCAAAUCUAACCCAGUAUGCCUCUGCAAUCUUCUGAAUAGCCCAACAGCUAGUCAGGCCGGCAUUAGCCUAACACAGGCAGAACAGUUACCACAGAGGUGCGGGGAGAACGUCAAUGCCUCUGCCUGUGCUGCCAUUUCCAAGACAUCAACAAACCAAUCAAGUUCUGCACAUACGACCUGCACAAACAAGUUGAUGAUCAUUUUUGCUUUUUCAGCAGCAAUUAUUCAUGUCUUAGGUCCAGUAUGAGGCGACGCUCCCAGCAAGAUCAGGUGGAUUGGACCAGACUGCAGCAGCUAUUCUUACUAUUUACUCUACCAUUUGCAUUAAAGAUUGGUUUUCAACUGAGGUGUUUCCGUUGUUUGCAAUGUCAUUCUGUAAAAUAAAGUUUUGCU
Messenger RNA from Nymphaea colorata (pocket water lily), 908 nucleotides. RefSeq names its product non-specific lipid transfer protein GPI-anchored 30. The record is from RefSeq and is a predicted model, not a curated record. The transcript has 2 exons. NCBI's taxonomy places the organism in Eukaryota, Viridiplantae, Streptophyta, Magnoliopsida, Nymphaeales, Nymphaeaceae. The coding region runs from base 205 to 762 and encodes 185 amino acids.